Plasmodium fragile is the source of this 366-nucleotide messenger RNA. RefSeq lists its product as uncharacterized. NCBI's taxonomy places the organism in Eukaryota, Apicomplexa, Aconoidasida, Haemosporida, Plasmodiidae. Bases 1 to 366 code for a protein of 121 amino acids. The transcript is spliced from 4 exons. The record is from RefSeq and is a predicted model, not a curated record.
AUGCAGAUACUAUUCGCUCUGUCGAACAAGGCAAGGAAGGAAGAAAUGAACCCCUUGAAUUUUCUGCCCAGCAGUUCUUUGCUGUACCCCCUGGAUUUCCAGCAAAAUUGGCAGGCGUCGGAACCCAUCCCCCUUGAGAUUCACUACGAUGUCCCGGCAUACGGAUACAAAGAUUUACUCAUGACACUUGAAUACCACAACGAUUUGGAACAUUAUGACAAAGAAAGGAGGGAAGUAAAAAGAAGGAUUAUAGAAGAACAAAAUAGGUUGGAAGAGAACCUCUGGCGGAAAGUACACCUCCUCAAGAUGAAGGAAAAGAAUUUGCAGAACGGAAACUUCCUGAGGGCGCGCAAAGAUCAGAUAUGA